Messenger RNA from Candoia aspera, 6610 nucleotides. RefSeq names its product jumonji and AT-rich interaction domain containing 2 (gene JARID2). Gene Ontology annotation, molecular function: DNA binding. NCBI's taxonomy places the organism in Eukaryota, Metazoa, Chordata, Lepidosauria, Squamata, Candoiidae. Gene Ontology annotation, biological process: regulation of gene expression; chromatin remodeling. The coding region runs from base 1201 to 4920 and encodes 1239 amino acids. The record is from RefSeq and is a predicted model, not a curated record. The transcript has 18 exons. Gene Ontology annotation, cellular component: chromatin; nucleus.
AGCCAUUUUGUCUAAGGCUGGCUGCAACUUUCCCAGAGAGCAAGGACGAUUCUAAGCACCGCACGAAGCUGCUUCUUUUUCUUCUUCCUGCUGCAUGCGAGGUUGAGUCGUAGGGAGUUCGCUCGCUCGCUCGCUCGCUCGCCUUUGCGCUCAGAGAUAGCGGGAGAUGUAGCCGGACGAAGCUGCGUUUGCUUGCCAGGCAAGGGGGGAGGGCAAGGGAGGACAAUUAAAGAGCUUUGCAGACACAGAAAGGAGAAGAGCUGGCGACAGAGCGUGUCGUGGACGCAGGGAUUGUCCUCAAAUUCUUUCGCCAGGAUUCCUCGCUGGGCAGCGGGAGCUGCACUUGGUGCCUCCGGCUGGAGCACCCACCAGGAGUGCGUGUACCGGGGCGAAAGGAGACUAAGGCUGCCCUGGGUUCCUUAGGCUGCAGUGCACCGGGAUCCUUUGGGUUGCAGCUGCGGAGAUGCACCGAGAGUGAUCUUUUUUGCGGCUGGUACCACGUUAAGAAUUGAGGCUAAGCCCUAAGUCCUUCUUUACCCCCUUUCCUCCCCCCUCCGGUCUGUCUGCCUGCCUGCCUGUCUAUCUUCAUAACAUAAUAUUUUUUAAAGAAUUGGGCCACUUAAAGUUGCUGCUGGAAAGCCGCCCUCAUUACUUGUCUGUGUGUCUGUCUCUGUAUAUGUGUGUGUGGGAACUGAAGAAGAGGCGACUCAUACAAUCAAUGUGUGCAGCCUUCGCCGCUGCUCGAGUUGUCUGCUGCAGCACUUGAAACGUGACUUCCAACAUUACAAAAAAAAAAUCCCCUUUUAAUCCUUUCCCCCACCUUUUUCAAGAUGUAAACUACAUCUCGGACACUACAGGCCUACAGAUCGCUUUGGUGGCUUGAGAAAGAGAAAAGGGGGACAACAAGGGUGUCUUUUUGUGUAUAGGGUGUAAAAUUUCCAUUAUGAAUGUUUCUCUAAAGUGAUUUUUUUGGUGGUUUGCUUUGGAUUUGGCUUUUUUCUUCUGUUUGACCUCGCAACCCAACAUAUUUUGGAUUUAUUGCACGGAGAAUUGCAUUGUGUGCGAAGAAAAUCGGAUUACAAGAAACCACUAUAAACAAGAAACAAACAAACAAAAAAAGGAUUCCCCCCUCGAAAUUGGUUGCGGCUUUUAAUUCAUGAAGCAUUUGCCCCCAUUUGCAAUCAGAAUCCGGAUAUCAGAAUGAGCAAAGAAAGACCCAAGAGGAAUAUAAUUCAAAAGAAAUAUGACGAUAGUGAUGGAAUUCCUUGGUCAGAGGAGAGGGUGGUACGAAAAGUCCUUUAUUUAUCCCUAAAGGAAUUCAAGAAUGCACAGAAGAGGCAGCAUGAUGGCAUUAAUGGGAGUCUCAAAGGGGUAAAUGGACUCCUUAGUAAUGGCCCGUCUAAAGGAUUAAGACCAGGGUCUGAACAGCUAGAGAAUGAGAAGGAUGAUGCAUCGCAAGUGUCCUCAACUUCCAAUGAUAUUAGUUCUUCAGAUUUUGAAGAAGGGCCCUCAAGGAAAAGGCCAAGGCUGCAAGCACAAAGAAAGUUUGCUCAGUCUCAGCCAAACAGUCCCAGCACAACUCCAGUAAAGAUAGUGGAGCCAUUAUUGCCCCCUCCAGCUACACAGAUCUCUGACCUCUCCAAAAGGAAGCCCAAGACAGAAGAUUUCCUUACAUUUCUCUGCCUUCGAGGUUCUCCUGCCCUGCCCAGUAGUAUGGUAUACUUUGGAAGUUCUCAGGAUGAGGAAGAAGAGGAGGAAGAUGAUGAAGAAACUGAGGACGCAAAAGUGACCACAAAUAAUGCUUCAUCUUCAUGCCAGUCUACUCCUAGGAAAGGGAAAACACAGAAGCAAGUUCCUAAUGGACAUGUCUUCAAUGGAUCCAGCAAAUCAGUGAAAGAGAGGGAACCUGUUCAGAAACACAAAGUCAAAGAGACAGUGCCAGCAAAGGAACGAAAUAGUGAACACAGGUCUGAGAGUCGAAAAGACCAGGCUGCUGCUAAUCACCAUUCUUCAACAAACACGGGCUUCUCCACAAAAGGGCUCACUGCUAACAACCACCACACCCUUCAUCAAUCGGCUCAGGAUUUAAGGAAACAGGUUUCAAAGGUCAAUGGUAUCACUCGAAUGUCAACUCUGAGUGCAAAUACAGCCAGUGCCAAAAAGAUGAGAGAAGUCAGACCUUCACCGUCCAAAACUGUGAAGUACACUGCAACAGUGACUAAGGGAACUGUCACAUACACCAAAGCCAAGAAAGAACUGGUCAAGGAAACCAAACUAAAUCACCACAAACUCAGUACACCUGUCAACCAUACAAUCUCAGGGAAAAUGGAAAGUAGCAAUGCAAAAACCCGUAAACAGGUGCUAUCCCUUGGAGUGGCCAAGCCCAACAAUACAGCUAUUAACGGUGUCAAGGUCAAUGGCAAGUUGAACCAAAAGACAUGCACUAAGGAGGUAGGGAGGCAGUUGAGGGAAGGGCUGCGCAAUUCAAAAAGGAGGCUGGAAGAAGCAAACCACAUAGACAAAAUACAGUCACCAGUCAAGAAGAUAAAGGGGGCUGCCAACGUGGCUGAAACCCCAAGCAAAAAAGCGCCAUCUGUGGAGAGGCCCUUGCUGAACGGCCAUGUGAAAAAGCCUGGAAGUCAGGAAGUACCACAGAAAAGUCUAGAAAGGAAUAGGCCGAAAAGAGCUGCUGCUGGGAAGAACACGCCGGGGAAACAAGCACAUAGCAAAACGGAAAAUGCCUCCUGUGAACAUUAUUCUACCUCUCAAACGGAGUCCUUGCACAAGCCACAUGACUCAACAGGGAAGCACGAGAAAGGUAGCAUCAAGUCUGGGUGGGCCAUGAUGGAAGAGAUUCCUAUUCUCAGGCCUUCCCCCAAGGAGUUCCAUGACCCGUUGAUAUACAUCGAGUCAGUCCGUGCUCAGGUUGAGAAGUAUGGGAUGUGCAGGGUGAUCCCUCCUCCUGACUGGAGACCCGAGUGCAAGCUGAAUGAAGAGAUGCGGUUUGUGACCCAGAUCCAGCACAUUCACAAACUCAGCAGGCGCUGGGGGCCCAAUGUGCAGCGUCUGGCCUGUAUCAAGAAGCACCUCAAAUCUCAGGGCAUUACUAUGGAUGAGCUUCCACUCAUAGGAGGCUGUGAGCUAGAUUUGGCCUGCUUUUUCCAGCUGAUCAAUGAAAUGGGGGGCAUGCAGCAGGUGACUGACCUCAAGAAAUGGAAUAAGCUGGCAGAUAUGCUGCGUAUCCCCAAAACUGCACAGGACAGGUUAGCAAAGCUGCAGGAAGCCUAUUGCCAGUAUCUACUCUCCUAUGAUUCCCUCUCUGCUGAGGAGCACAAGAGACUGGAAAAAGAAGUCCUCCUUGAAAAGGAGAUUCUAGAAAAGCGGAGGGGUCCUUUGGAAGUACAUUCAGAUAACAACUAUGAAUUCCAGUCUCUGCCCCGCUACGAGCCCAAAAACGGACUCAUCAAUGGCAUUGUUCAUAAAAAUGGCUUCCGGAACAAAGCAAAAGAAAUUGAGGUCCCUCAAAAAACAGGUAGGCGGCGACUCUUCUCUCAGGAAAAGGAGACCACAAAAGAAGAAGAAGAAGAAGAAGAAGAGAUUGGUGUUCUUUGUGACCUCCACAAGUGUAUAUACAAGGGAAGGUCUGUUUCUUUAACAACUUUUUACCGAACAGCAAGAAACGUCAUGAGCAUGUGCUUCAGCAAAGACCCCACAGCAGCAGAAAUAGAGCAAGAAUACUGGAGAUUAGUAGAACAGAAGGACUGCCAUGUAGCAGUACACUGUGGGAAAGUGGACACCAAUACCCAUGGCAGUGGCUUCCCUGUGGGAAAAUCAGAACCCUUUUCAAGGCAUGGGUGGAACCUAACAGUCCUUCCUAAUAACACAGGAUCCAUCCUGCGACAUCUUGGUGCUGUGCCUGGAGUGACAAUUCCUUGGCUAAACAUUGGCAUGGUCUUUUCUACCUCAUGCUGGUCUCGAGACCAAAAUCACCUUCCAUAUAUUGACUACUUACACACUGGUGCUGAUUGCAUUUGGUAUUGCAUUCCUGCUGCAGAGGAGAAAAAACUUGACAAAGUGGUACAUACCCUGUUGCAAGCCAAUGGCACUCCAGGACUGGAAAUGCUUGAAAGUAACGUCAUGAUCUCCCCAGAGGUAUUGUGCAAAGAGGGGAUCAAGGUGCACCGUACUGUACAACAGAGCGGGCAGUUCGUUGUCUGCUUUCCAGGAUCUUUUGUGUCAAAAGUAUGCUGCGGUUACAAUGUCUCUGAAACUGUGCACUUUGCUACCACCCAGUGGACAAGCAUGGGUUUUAAAACUGCCAAGGAAAUGAAGAGGCGACAUAUACCCAAGCCAUUUUCAAUGGAAAAGCUGCUGUAUCAAAUCGCAACAGCCGAAGCCAAGAAAGAAAAUGGGUCUGCUCUGAGUACAAUAUCGGCCCUUCUGAGAGAGCUCAGGGAUACAGAAUUGAGGCAGCGGCAGCAGCUAUAUGAGGCCGGUCUCCAUUCUUCAGCUCGCUAUGGGAGCCAUGACAACAGCAGUUUGGGAGUGGAUGGGAAGAAAAAGCCUCGAAAGUGGCAGUUAGAGACGUCUGAAAGAAGGUGUCAGAUAUGCCAGCAUCUCUGUUACUUAUCCAUGGUUGUACAGGAAAAUGAAAAUGUUGUCUUCUGCCUCGAAUGCGCCUUGCGGCAUGUAGAAAAACAGAAGUCUUGUCGUGGACUGAAACUAAUGUAUCGUUAUGAUGAGGAACAAAUCAUCAGCUUAGUCAAUCAAAUCUGUGGAAAAGUAUCUGGCAAGAACGGCACCAUUGAGAUCUGUAUCAGCAAGCCUACACCAAAAAGAGGGCCUCGCAAGAGAGCAACCCUUGACGUGCCAUCAUCAAGACUUUCAUCCUCCAGUUCAUCCAAAAGUGCUUCAAGCUAAUCAUGAAGAUGCCAACACUCUCUCUCGUUUUGGUCAAUUUUAUAUAUAUUUUUUGUAAUUAUAUCAUAGUUUGGAGUAUUGCUGUAGAUUACAAGCUGUCUUUGCACUAGCUCUACAGAAGAUUUUCUUCUGGUUUUAGAGAACUAAUUUUGAUUUAGCAUUAAACUGUUGAAUUUUAUUUUUAUUUUAUUUUAUACUUAGGAUAGUUCGAUACAGCAGGAUUUUUUUUUAACUGCUGUACACUCACUUUUUUGAUAGCAGCAAGGGACUGAUAAAAUUUGUUUUUUGUCCCGCUGUCUGAAAACAAAAAGGCCUUUUCCUCCCUAGUAAUUGUGAAAAGGCUUUUAAAUCCCCCUUUUUCUUUUAUUUUUCUGGGUAGGUUGAAGUUUGGUGUGUUUUAUAAUUUGUUCUCCAAUCAUGUCAGCAGAUUUUUUUUCUAUAGUGGAAAAAAAAGGGAUAGGAGGCAAAACUUGAAAGAAAUUGCUAUACUUUUGGCUUGUAUUCUGUAACAGGCAGGAUAAGUUUUGUACCUUUUUAAAUUGGAGAAUACACACUUUUCUUUGAGAGGUUAUGGCAGCUGAAGAUGGACUUAGUUUUCUAAUCAUAGGCAAAUGGGAGAUUUGGAGAAAAUGUUCUCUGUUACCAGCACUUCACUAUGCAUCUGUUCGAGGAGGAAAUGAAAGAAAAAGACUGCCUGCCUUGAGGAGGCAUGUGAGCGAAAACUGUGCCUGAUUUCAUUAGGAAAUCCAUUCUGGGUUGUUGUGGUUUUUUUGGUGCUGUUGUCUACUUUAUCAAAAACCCUUCAAUAGCAUCCUUUAAAAAUGAUUGAAGCCAUGCUUCUUGUCAUAGACGUGCAAUCUUUAACAUUCCAUUUUCAUUCCACUGCUGUUUUUACCUUGUCACGGUCAGCAUUAAUUUUGUUUUGUUGUAUGAUCCCAUUUAGAGCCACUAGCACGUUUGCCUAUUUCUUUUGAAUGUGAAAAUGCAUUUGCUCCCAUCUUGUCUAUUUUUUUCCUUUCAUGUUGUAACAGAAAAAGUAUCAUAACUUUUGUACAUAAGCCUGUAAAUUGUUUUAAAUACUUGAGCCUUUUCUUGGGAGGGUGGGGAAGGGUGGCAAAGAGACAAGAUGAAGAAAAGCCUUACGUUUCCCUUUCUUCAUCGGUUGGAUUGGAUGCUUACAGGGUUUUUCUUGUAACAUUUAUAAGUGCUGCUUACAUCACUGAACAACAACAAAAAUAAUAAUGGAGUAGUUGUUGCCCUUUCCUGGUUGUGUGUACAGUAUGUGUGGAAUAAAAAAGGGAAAAUGUUUUCACAAACUCUUGUUUCAUAAUUGAAUUCAACAAAACCGUAGAGCUACCCAUAUUGCACUGAGCUUGCCAGUGGUGAGUGACUGUCAGGAAAGUCUUAUAAAAUACAUAUUGUUGGUUGUUGCAGAAGACUGAAUUGUUUUGGAAUAUUUAACAAUAACACAGAGUCGAGUGUUUCCAAUGUGGUUGUCCGGUUUUUAUGGCCUUGCUGUGUACUUUUUCCUUCUUGACAGUAAACUUCUGACUAUGGCUUACAGUUUGACAUUUAAUUUAUUAGCGCUGCUCUGCUCUCUCCUUGUAAGGAAAGACUUCAUGUUUAUUGCCAGAUUUUGUUUACUUUUCAGGUUUGUAAUACAAGGUUUAAUAAAAACACACUUUUUGGA